UUUGUGCAGUUGUAAUUUUGUUCGCUUUCUGGCUUUUAUUGGGAUUUUUUAAUCAAAAGAGAGACUUUGUUUUCUUUUGGUUAUCCAAAGUCCAAAAGCGAGCCAAUCUUCUCCUUCACACCUGCAAAUGCCCGUCCCAUUGAGCUCCAACUGGCUGCUCUCCAUUUCCGAAGAUAAGAAGAAGAAGAAGAAGAAGACGACGUAAUUCCUUCUUAUUUUCCCUUUUUGUCCGCCGUUCUGGGUGGAGAUGGGUUCUGGAUUUUCUCUUGCAAAAUCGGUGAUUUCCAUGUGAAUCUAUCUUCCCCCCCCCCCCCCCCCCCCCCCUUUCCAGCAUCAACCCUGGUUUUUGCCGAGAUGGAGGAGGUUGAAGAAGCCAAUAAGGCGGUAGAGAGCUGCCACAGAGUCGUUAAUCUCCUGUGCCACUCGCAGGAUCAGGUUCAGUUUAAACACUUAAUCGUGGAAGCAGGGGAAGCUGUGACCAGGUUCAAGAAGGUGAUUUCUCUUCUCGGCAAUGGCGUCGGCCACGGCAGGGUCAGAAGCCUUCGCAAGAUGAAGAAACCAUCUUUAUCCCACCACCUGCUCGUGGAAAGUCCCAGCUGCCACCAAACCAGUCCGACUCCAAAUGACAAGCCCCUCCAGCUUCUGCCUUCUAGAUUCCCGGAAAACCCAACUUCUUUGCAGCUUUCCCAGAAAAUGUUUCUCGAGAAUCCUGCUCUGGAUGGUGCCGGUUCGUCCAUGAAGAUUCCUCUGCAAGCUGUUCAGCCUAGGCCAUUGCAGCCCCAUCAUCUUCUUCAGAUGCAGAGGCUGCAGCUUCAGCAACAGAUGAAGUAUCACGCUGAGAUGGUUUAUUCUAGGAGUACUAACAGUGGUGUAAAUCUCAAAUUUGAUGGCUCUAGUUGCACACAGACCCUUUCAUCCAACAGAUCGUUCAUCUCAUCUCUGAGCGUGGAUGGAAGUGUGGUAAAUUUGGACGGGAAUUCGUUCCAUUUGAUCGGCGUGCCGCAGCCUUCUGAUCAGACUUCCCAGCAAUCCAGGAGGCGGUGCAGUGGUCGGGGAGACGACGGGAGCGUGAAAUGUGGUAGCAGUAGUAAAUGUCAUUGCUCCAAGAGGAGGAAACUGAGGGUGAAGAGAUCAAUUAAGGUGCCUGCCAUCAGUAACAAAGUUGCAGAUAUUCCGCCUGAUGAGUAUUCCUGGAGGAAAUAUGGACAGAAACCUAUCAAAGGAUCCCCACAUCCCAGGGGGUACUACAAAUGCAGCAGCGUGAGAGGCUGCCCGGCAAGAAAACAUGUCGAGAGAUGCUUGGAAGAUUCUGCGAUGCUAAUGGUGACCUACGAAGGCGAGCACAACCAUUCUAGGUCACUACUGUCACAGUCUGCCAAUACAUAAAGGAAAACUUGAUGAAUACUUUACCUAACUGUAUGUAUGAGAUCCAACUCAUAGAUUUCGGCUUGUGUGCAUGGUUCUUCUGAAACGAAGAAUCUUGGUUGGCGUCUAAAAGUGAACUCGUCCUGUAUAUAGAGUAUAGGGUUUGAACCUUGAACCCCACCCCGCGGCUAAAGUUGGUGGAGCCGGAUUUGUACCAAUAUAGAUAGAUAGAUAGGCUUCUAUAUAGCUAGCUCUUCCACAGCUCGGCUUUCCUGGUCAGCUGGUUGAAGAGUCUUGUGCAUUCCUGUAGAAAGGGCUUGAAUUUGUAAACUCUCGCUCCCCUGAAACUUAAAUAGUUAGUUCAUGUCCAUUGUUGAUACUUUCCCUUCUGCUUUCUCUAUUAGCUUCAUCAAACUUGUCCACCCCCCACUAGUUGAUGGAUUUAGGGAGCUAGAACUUCCAAUUUUAAUCAUAAUAGCUGGAUAAAAGUUUAUUAAUAUGUUAUUGUUGUUAUGGUAUAUCAAUGGAUGAGUCUAGUCUAGGAAUGAAACUCGGAUUUUAGCCACUAUCUCUUGUACUAAGAUGGAAGAAAGAUUGCCCU
Diospyros lotus (date-plum) is the source of this 1966-nucleotide messenger RNA. Its product is annotated as probable WRKY transcription factor 74. Lineage: Eukaryota; Viridiplantae; Streptophyta; Magnoliopsida; Ericales; Ebenaceae. The record is from RefSeq and is a predicted model, not a curated record. Gene Ontology annotation, molecular function: sequence-specific DNA binding; DNA-binding transcription factor activity. Gene Ontology annotation, biological process: regulation of DNA-templated transcription.